AUGCUCGCCUCUGUCUUUCGCUCAGCCACCCGCUCGGCCCUCCCUAGAAUGGCCAUGGCCUCCUCCUCUUCCAUCACACCCAUGUACCUGCGCGCUGCCCCCCGCUUUGUGCGCUUCUCCUCCAGCAACACUCUGACCAAGAACAGUCCGGUCACCCAGUACGCAAGCUCCGAUCCCGUUGUCAAGUACACUGAGGAACACGAGUGGAUUGCCGUUUUCCCUGAUAAUGUGGCCUUCAUUGGCAUUACUGGCUACGCUGCUGAUGCUCUGGGCGAUGCUACUUACGUCGAGACUCUUGCAGCCGGUGAUAGCGCCGAGGCUGGUGACUCCAUUGGCUCUGUUGAGUCUGUCAAGUCUGCCUCUGAAAUUUACGCACCUGUUUCCUGCGAGAUUCUGGAAGGUAACACUGAUCUCUCUGAGAAGCCCAAUCUCAUCAACGAGGACCCCACUGGCAAGGCUUGGAUUGCCAAGGUUAAGAUCACCGAGCCUGAGCAACUGGAUGAGCUCUACACUUUUGAAAAGUACGAAGAGUUUCUUAAGAGCCACUAA
Molecule: messenger RNA, 549 nt
Organism: Magnusiomyces paraingens
Lineage: Eukaryota; Fungi; Ascomycota; Dipodascomycetes; Dipodascales; Dipodascaceae
Exons: 1
Coding region: 1-549 (182 amino acids)
Biological process (GO): protein lipoylation; glycine decarboxylation via glycine cleavage system
Cellular component (GO): glycine cleavage complex; mitochondrion; cytoplasm
Source: RefSeq, a predicted model, not a curated record